This is a messenger RNA of Symsagittifera roscoffensis, 1806 nucleotides long. RefSeq names its product peroxiredoxin-2-like. Gene Ontology annotation, cellular component: endoplasmic reticulum; cytosol. The coding region runs from base 318 to 1079 and encodes 253 amino acids. Gene Ontology annotation, molecular function: thioredoxin peroxidase activity. Lineage: Eukaryota; Metazoa; Xenacoelomorpha; Acoela; Convolutidae. The transcript has 3 exons. The record is from RefSeq and is a predicted model, not a curated record. Gene Ontology annotation, biological process: cell redox homeostasis; hydrogen peroxide catabolic process; cellular response to stress.
CAAAUCUUCGCCAUUGGAAUAAAUCGUUUUAACAAGGAAAAAAGCGAGAGUCCGAUGCAAAGCUGAACCAUUUUUGUGUUUAGUUUUUAAAAUUUUUAUUUGCUUGUAUACGAUACGAAAUUGUGAACUUGGUCUCUGUUGACUUUAUUAAGACGCUUAAUACACAAGAGAAAGGACCAAGAUACGAGUCAUUUAGCUCAUCAAGGAGAACCGCUGUUGUUCCCUGUUUAAGAACUACAUGCAUUUUUUGGUUAUUUUUCUGGGCUGUGUAAAUUUGCCUCACUUUAGCAUGUUAUAAUGACGUUCUUCAGGUUAGCAUGUACAGUCAUUGGGAACUAACCAUAUCUUUGGUUAUAGCAGUUGCUGCUAUGACCAUUUCCACUUAUGCUAAUAGCGAAACCUGCUCAUCAUAUGCAGGUGGUAAUGUCUACCCUAGCACCACAUUUGGUAAAGGUCAUGAACUGUAUUACUCAAAAGUGCAAAUAUCGAAACCAGCUCCUGAUUUCACAGCGACAGGAAUUGUGAACGGACAAAUCCGCGAAGUGAAGCUAAAAGACUAUUCUGGAAAAUACUUGAUCAUAGUGUUCUACCCGGCAGACUUCACAUUUGUGUGUCCCACUGAAAUACUGGCUUUUAAUGAUCGUCUGGAGGAGUUUAAAAAGAUAGGAGCUGAAGUGGUGGCGAUGUCGGUGGAUUCUCAUUUUGUGCAUCUGGCCUGGAUUCAGACUCCCAGGGACAAAGGAGGUCUGGGCGAUGUGAAACUGCCUCUGCUGUCCGAUCCAACCCACCAGAUCUCGAAGGACUACGGCGUGUAUCUGGAGGAGUUGGGUCACACUCUGAGGGGUCUGUUCAUCAUCGACACCAGAGGCACUCUCAGACAGAUAACUAUGAAUGACCUGCCAGUGGGCAGAAGUGUGGACGAGACACUCAGACUAGUGCAGGCAUUCCAGUAUACAGACACCCACGCAGAUGUCUGUCCCUCUGGGUGGAAGCCAGGCCAAGCCACUAUCAUUCCAGACCCCAAGGACAAAUUGAAAUACUUCAGCGAGGUCAACCCUCAGUCGAGCGCUGCAGAAUAAACAGUACAGUAAAGUACAGCACAUCACAGUAAAAUAAUGUCAAAGAAUGAGAGGGUAUUUCGACAAAAACUGAAACUUAUUAAGAAUGGAAAAACUGAAAACUGACUGUCAGAAUUGUAUGUUUCUUGUAGACAAAUUCUUAUUAAUUGAUACGGUUCAAGUUUGCCAACUUUGAGUUUUUGAGGGGCUACAAGUCAUUGUUUCCGAUUUGUUGUUGAUUAUAUUAAAAUAUUUAAUGUUUUUUCUUGAGUACUCGUAUCAUGACGACUGUUUUGUGGUAUUUGUGCCUUAGAUUUUGAAAAACCAUUUAAGUUAAAUUGUAUUUAAUGUAUUUAAGUUGAAACUUGUACAAAUAUCUUGAUGUCCCUGCAUUGCAAGUAAUAUAAUAUGUUAACAUCGAUAUAUGUAUUUAUCGAAGAUGAAACAAAAUUUAAGUUUGUGAGUUUAACUUAAUUUACUACAAUUUAAAGGCAGUUAUAACACUUGCGAUCAGUCAAAGUUUGGAACUGACUUUUGGUAACAGACUUUUUGAGCUAGAUUCUUUGUUAGGCGAUAAGGUUAUUGCAACCGAGUACUAGACUUUAAAACUAUAAUCACAGGGUGAAUGGAAUCUAAAAAUUUGCACUUUUAUGAGUUAAAAGACCAAAUUUGAUCAUGUCUGCAGUUUGAAAGCCCAUUGUGUUUGAAUUAUUUUUUAAAUAAAUGUAUUUGUAUAUACUGUCAACUA